AUGACGGAAGCUUCUGACGAAUUUCAGGGCAAAGAGAUUUCAUUGGCGCAACAUACCUAUAAUAUCUCUCCGAAGAAGAAAGGACAAAAGCGCCCGCACUUUCCGGAGGAUGACGAGGAGGCAAACUACGCGUUCAGUAGUAGACGCAUGACCAACAAGGAAGGCAAAGGAAUGACCAAAUGGUAUUGCUUUUGUGCCUUUAUCUGGUUGGCUGUUAUUGGAAUGGCAGCCUAUCUGGUUCCGACAUAUUUAUUGAAUACUUCUAAAGAAUCCAAUCUUGCACCUCUGGCACCAGCACCUUCGUCGCCACCCUCGCCCACUCGAUCACCAGCUCCCAUCGUGACCCGAAAACCGGUUGCAGGAAGUCCUGGUGGAUUGGGUGGUGGUGGUGGUGGUGGUGAUGGAGAUGACGACAUCACUACGGAUCCACCUCAAAUGACACCCGCCCCUUCGAACGGUGUGCCAGCAACCAAGACACCUACCCGCCUUCCGACACCAUUCCCCAGCAGUGUCACGGUGACGACACCAACCCCAACCGCCAACAAUGGAAUCCCAACUGCGAGUCCCACCAAUUUGCCAGUGGCAGAGCCAUCGGCGCAACCAUCCUUCUCCCCCGAUCCAAUCCGUGACUACAUUCUUACUAUUGCAUUUGAAGGAGGUGAUGAGUUCCAAGAUCCCGAGAGUUACCAAUCCAAAGCCUUGUCUUGGCUCAUGACGCAACAAGUUCCAUCCAAUCCACAUAUAGAUGUAUCAGCACGACAAGGGUCAAGAUUGGUCAAUCUGUCCUUGGAACAAGAAGCCAAACAAUUGUACGCAUUGGCCUGUUGGUAUUACAACACCAAUGGAGUGGCCAACUUGGCGACGGAUGAAUUCUGGUUGCCCAACUUGCCGGCGGGUACUACCCAACUACCAGGAUGGUUCGAUGAGGACGGCUGGUUAUCCUCAGCUUCCACAGUCUGUUCGGAAUGGUUCGGAAUUGGUUGCAACCAAGAUGGAUUGGUGGAAGCCAUUGUCAUGAAUGACAAUCUGCUGAGUGGAAAAAUUCCCAACGAAAUUGGUUUGCUGAAAGAUUCCUUGCGGUACAUGGACGUCCGAGAGAAUUAUUUGGCCAAUAUUGGAUACGGGGAAUACAACUUUUUCAAUUACCUGACCAAUGUACAGAUAUUGAAAUUGGGAUUCAAUUAUUUGUCCUACGAUGGGAUUCCACCCCAAUUGGGUGCCAUGACAAGUCUCGUUGACUUGGAUGUUAGUUACAUGCUGUGGUAUGGCGAACUCAAGCCUGGUGUAUUUCAACCUCUGCAGAAUUUGGAAUUUUUGGCAAUGGGAGGAAAUGAAUACAACAGUGCCUUGCCCAAUGAUUUGGUUCAAUUGCCAAAUUUGAAGUUCUUGUAUGCCGAGUUUACAAACAUUAAAGGUAACUUGGAUUUCAUUGGCGACUUGACUGGCAUGGAAGAGAUAUGGAUUGACCAAAAUGCCAUUACUGGAACAAUUCCGACGACGAUUGAAAACCUUGUUUCGAUGGAAUCCUUGUCAUUCACCCUGUGUCAAAUCUCUGGGACAAUCCCGUCGACCGUGGGCAACCUCCAAAUGCUGCGACAGGCGUGGAUGAGCAACAACGAUCUGACUGGUCUUAUUCCGCAAGAGUUUGCGAAUUUAGGUAAUUUGGAACGGUUGCAUUUGCAAGGGAAUAAUUUGAAUGGUGCAAUGCCUUCAGCAAUUUGUGAAGAACGAUUUCCUUUUGGCAGAUUGACAUACUUGCAGGCCGACUGUGACGGUCUUGGUAAUGUUGACUGUGGUCAGGGAGAUUGUUGCACAUGCUGUGGCCCCGACUGUCCGGAUUUUUAG
Molecule: messenger RNA, 1845 nt
Organism: Cylindrotheca closterium
Lineage: Eukaryota; Bacillariophyta; Bacillariophyceae; Bacillariales; Bacillariaceae
Source: the annotation of a GenBank genome assembly